CACAAAUAGUAUGAGAGUUUCUCAAGUGAACUUCGUGCGAUCUCUCUAGUUGAGAAUCCAGCUCGAAUGGCAGCCGAGAGAUAUCGCUACAAGUAAUGCUGGUGGACCACGUGACCACCCGGAGAGCCGAAGGUCCACCAUCUUGCGCGUGGGUGUCACGGAUUUUGUUGUGCGCGUCCGCGAGUUUUGACGUGACGCGUGAUAUGCUUGAACGUGAGGGUGUAACGAGGCCGCAGCGGAAGAAGGCGUACAGUGAAGGUGACGCAACGUGACGGCUUGACAUCAAAGGUGUCCCGCGCGUCCGAUGACAGGUGGCCCUUGGAAAGCGAACGACGAACAACACUAGUCCAGGGCAUCCCCGUUCUCGAGGCGAAAGAAGAAAGAAAGAUUAGUAAAGAACUCGAAAUUCCAUUACGAAAAUAAGAAGAGGAAGCGGACGGAUAAAAAUCGCAAAAUGGACGAAAAUCAACAGCGGGGACCGAUAUUGCGGUCGCUCAACAGUCAGCACGAAUCCUUCGUCAGAUUUAUUAACACGACACCCCACGUUAUUACUUUAUACUGGAUGGAUUAUCAGGGACAAGCAGUUAAUUAUGGCGAUCUAGCAGCCGGAGGCUCUAGAGAAAUGAACACGUUUCAUACGCAUCCAUGGAUUUUCAUCAAUAAAGAAACAGGCGUCAGGUACAUGGUGGAUCAACGUGACGUUUACUUUCCCGCUCCGUGGUUUCUCAAGUACGAGGAUAGGCCGAGAGAUUUACCGCGACGAAUCGAAAGGACCAAUGUGUAUAUCAGACUGCCGAUGUUCACUCUUCAAGAAUUAUCGUUGAGAGUAAUCAAAAACUGUCUUACGUAUGACUCGCACGCUUUUCUCCUCGACAUUCCACGGAGCCUCCAGAUAGAACUUUAUUCGAUGCUACCGAGGAAGCCCCGACAUUCACGUGCUCUCUCGUAGCAUGCUGUCACAUUCACGCGAUAAUAUAAUAGUGCAAAAUUAAAAUAAUAACAAAAAUAAAAACUAGAACAUUUGUAAAUAUAAAGGAAAUAUUUUACGGGUUUAUAUCAUCUUUUUGUACAGAUAAGAAUAAGUCGUAUGGCUUUUUUUAUAAACACGCAUAUAGCUGUAACUCACAUAAU
Messenger RNA from Pogonomyrmex barbatus (red harvester ant), 1131 nucleotides. RefSeq names its product von Hippel-Lindau disease tumor suppressor-like. NCBI's taxonomy places the organism in Eukaryota, Metazoa, Arthropoda, Insecta, Hymenoptera, Formicidae. The record is from RefSeq and is a predicted model, not a curated record.